AUGAGAGAUUGGAGGCAAAAAGAUAUACUUCAAACAAAUUUGAAAACUAAGGAUGAGACCAAUCCGUCACCCUCAGAAGGCAGCAUCUAUGAAGUGAAUUUAUCCCAAUGGAAGAUAAUGGAACGAAUUGGGAACAGUGGCCUGAAGGGCCUCAUUUUUAAAAAUGAAUGGGAGUCCAAAAGAAAACUCGAAAGCCAAGAGGGAUCUCAGGAGGGAUAUCUCAGACAAAUGAAAGUCACCUCUGAAAAAAUGGCCUCUUACCAAAAGCGUCCAUCUGCUACUCCACGCCCGAGAAUCCAUUUUGGGGAGAAACCCUACGAGUGUGAUGACUGUGGUAAAGCCUUUCGAGUCCGCCAACAGCUUACAUUUCAUCAGAGAAUUCAUACUGGCGAGAAGCCCUAUGGAUGUAAGCAGUGUGGGAUGGCUUUUCGGCAGACUGCACACCUUAGCAGACAUCAGAGGCUUCAUUCUGGUGACAAACCGUAUGAGUGUAAGGAGUGUGGGGAAGCGUUCACCUAUGGCCCAGACCUUAGAGCACACCAAAAGACUCACAGCGGUGAGAAGCCAUACGCCUGUAAGGAGUGCGGCAAGGCCUUCAGGGUACGGGGACAGCUGACUCUCCAUCAGAGGAUCCACACUGGGGAGAAGCCCUAUGCGUGUAAAGAAUGUGGGAGGGCCUUCAGGCAGUACGCACACCUCACUCGACACCAGAAGCUUAACAGUGCUGACAGACUCUACGAGUGCAAGGAGUGCGGGCAAGACUUCCUGUGUGGCUCUGGCCUUCGAGCUCAUUACAGACUUCACACAGGCGAGAAGCCCUAUGAAUGCCAGGACUGUGGGAAGGCCUUUAGAGUGCGUAGUGAGUGUGGGAAGACCUUCAGUCGGGGUUAUCAUCUUAUUCUCCACCACAGAACACAUACGGGCGAAAAGCCGUACGAAUGCAAGGAGUGUUGGAAGGCGUUCAGCAGAUACUCACAGCUGAUUUCUCAUCAGAGUGUUCAUAUCGGAGUUAAACCCUAUGACUGCAAAGAGUGUGGGAAAGCCUUCAGGCUGCUCUCACAGCUUACACAGCACCAGAGCAUCCACGCUGGCGAGAAGCCCUACACCUGUAAGGAGUGUGGGAAGUCUUUUAGGUUGCGUCAGAAACUUACUCUACACCAGAGCAUCCACACUGGUGAAAAGCCCUUUGAAUGUAAGGAGUGUAGGAAGGCCUUUCGACUGAAUUCUUCUCUGAUCCAACAUCUGCGAAUUCACUCUGGUGAGAAACCUCCAUAA
Molecule: messenger RNA, 1275 nt
Organism: Cricetulus griseus (Chinese hamster)
Lineage: Eukaryota; Metazoa; Chordata; Mammalia; Rodentia; Cricetidae
Source: RefSeq, a predicted model, not a curated record